This is a messenger RNA of Benincasa hispida (wax gourd), 814 nucleotides long. RefSeq names its product copper transporter 1-like. The record is from RefSeq and is a predicted model, not a curated record. NCBI's taxonomy places the organism in Eukaryota, Viridiplantae, Streptophyta, Magnoliopsida, Cucurbitales, Cucurbitaceae. Gene Ontology annotation, cellular component: plasma membrane. Gene Ontology annotation, biological process: copper ion transmembrane transport. Gene Ontology annotation, molecular function: copper ion transmembrane transporter activity.
UAAUAAAUUAAUGAUAAAAUACACGUGUCAAACGCUCAUAGGGUAAUACACAUGAAAAAUGAUAAACUGCCGCUACACCGGAAAGAUUCAUUAAGUACUGAAACAGACGGCGUUCUUAUCACUUAUCACAAACGAAUCGCCCUUCCCAAUAUCACGCACGAAAUUUCCCGGCACCGGAGCCGCCAUGGACGCCGCCGAAGCUCAACACCACCAUAUGCACGGUAUGGCACCACCGCCGGACUCCUCCACCGCAUCGCCGGAGAUGAUGCACCACAAGAUGAUGAUGCACAUGACCUUCUUUUGGGGAACCAACGCCGAGAUUCUGUUCCGUCGCUGGCCUGGCGAGCGCUCCGGCAUGUACGCCUUGGCUUUAAUCUUCAUCUUCGUGCUUGCUUUCAUCGUCGAGUGGCUUACUCAUUGCCGAUUGAUUAAGGAAGAUUCGAGCGGCGCCGCGGCAGGAUUAAUCCGGACUCUGAUGCAUACGGUUAGGGUUGGAUUAGCGUAUUUAGUGAUGCUUGCGGUGAUGUCGUUCAAUGUUGGAGUGUUUUUGGUUGCAAUCGGUGGACAUUGCGUCGGAUUCUUCUUGUUUGGGAGUAGAUUUUUCAAGAGAUCGGAAGCGGUUUCUGCUUAUGUCAAAUUAUAACCGGAAGAGGGGAAUUGAUAAAAUGGAAAUGCUUGGAUAUUCAGAUUCCGGGAUAAUUCGCUUGUAAUUUUCUUUUUUGCUUUUUCAUUUUUUCAUUUGGAUUAUUAAUUUUGUAAUUCUAAGGAAGAACCAAGAAGAUAUUAAUAAAACUUUUUUUUUUUUAAUGUAUCA